CGGAAGGGAGCUCUCAAACUCGCGUUGGGCCAGGAAUUUCUCGUCGGCCCAUUUCAGCGUCUUGUGGCGCGUUUCAAUCGUCCACAACCAUGGCCAGACAGAAACCCAAGUAUGAAUUCGGGGGCCCUCCAGGGGCCACUGCUAUCGUCCUUGGCCUUCCAGUGCUGAUGAAUUUUCUCUAUUUCACCUGCAAUGAUGUGACCGGCUGUCCAGCACCAGCUCUUCUAGAUAUCCGCACUCUUACCUGGGAAAGCUUAAAGUCGCAAAUCCCGUGGCCACGGGAUGGCAUCUUGGGUUUCGCGAGCUGGAAAGCUACAAAGUGGACGCUAGCUUAUUAUCUGCUCAGCUUGGUCCUGUAUCGGGUGCUUCCGGCUCAGGAGGUAUACGGGACCAAAUUGCGCGAGUCUGGCCGUCCGCUUAAAUACCGCUUCAAUGCUUUCUAUGCCACCAUUGUCCAAUUGGCCGCAUGCGCGGUCGGCACCUACCUCUAUGGUGCGAACUUCGUCGUUUGGACAUUCAUCACCGACAACUACUUGCAAAUUCUGACCGCUAAUAUCAUCAUCGCCUAUGUCCUUUCGGUGUACGUCUACAUUGGUAGUUUUGGUGUGAAACCUGGUAACAGCGAGAUGCGAGAACUUGCCAGGGGAGGCCACACUGGAAAUAUGAUCUACGAUUUUUACAUUGGACGUGAACUAAAUCCCCGAAUCACGCUCCCCUUCAUUGGCGAAGUUGAUCUCAAGGCCUGGUUCGAGAUGCGUCCCGGUCUGACCGGUUGGGCGUUACUCAACCUAGCCUUCGUUGCUAAGCAAUACCGUACGUACGGCUACGUAACCGACAGCAUCUUUAUCAUAACGGCGGUGCAGGGCUAUUACGUACUCGAGGGUCAGUAUGCGGAAACAGGCAUUCUGGGCAUGAUGGACAUCACCACGGACGGACUAGGAUUUAUGCUCAGUUUCGGGGAUAUCGUUUGGGUGCCGUUCUUGUACUCGACCCAGUGUCGCUAUCUCUCAGUCUACCCGGUACAACUGGGGUGGAUGGGACUCGUCGCAGUUAGUACUGUGUUCGCCAUCGGCCUGUAUAUCUUCCGCGCCGCCAACGGCCAGAAAAACACCUUUCGCACUAAUCCCAAUCACCCUAGCGUCGCGGGCAUGUCGUACAUACAAACAAAGAGAGGCACAAGGCUACUCACUGCCGGAUGGUGGGGAGUCGCACGGCAUAUUAAUUACUUUGGGGACUGGACGCAGUCAUUGCCUUUUAGUCUCCCGACAGCUUUUGCGGGCUACCUCAUUUUUCCAGCCAAUAGCCACGUUGCAGAUGUGGGUGUCACUAAGAUGCUCGAUGGCCGGGAGGUGAUCCAGGGCGCCGCACGAGGGUGGGGCACUCUUUAUACGUAUUUCUACGCUGUGUGGUUUGCCACUAUGCUCAUUCAUCGUGAACGGAGAGACGAUGCCGCCUGUGCAGAGAAGUAUGGCGAUGACUGGGACAAGUACAAAAAGGUUGUGAAAUGGAGAAUCGUUCCCGGCAUCUAUUAGAGUGGAAACACUCUGGAAAACAUUGCUGGCGGGCAGCUCCUGUUGGAGCUUCCGGACGCAGCGUUAAUCGAAUACCCGGUCCCCAUCGGUUGAGUUCAUCAUAGAGGGGGUUUGCUUGCAGUGUAGUCGUUCCUGGCGAAGACGUCAAAAAUGGGUUGGAUAUGGAGUAUUUAAUGUAUAUCCUUUGCCACGUGUCUCCCGAGAGACUCCUCUCUAACCACUCACCUUAAUAACCCAGAGCCAUGUUCUUUUCAGAUGAAGUAGGGUGAUAGUUAUCCAUGUACUUAUCCCAGCCGGACUUCAUCAGGGCAGGCACAAGGAGAGGUGUAUAGACAAGAUAGGAA
Coccidioides posadasii C735 delta SOWgp is the source of this 1876-nucleotide messenger RNA. Its product is annotated as erg24, C-14 sterol reductase. NCBI's taxonomy places the organism in Eukaryota, Fungi, Ascomycota, Eurotiomycetes, Onygenales, Onygenaceae. Gene Ontology annotation, biological process: ergosterol biosynthetic process. The record is from RefSeq and is a predicted model, not a curated record. Gene Ontology annotation, molecular function: Delta14-sterol reductase activity. Gene Ontology annotation, cellular component: endoplasmic reticulum membrane.